This is a messenger RNA of Penicillium daleae, 1689 nucleotides long. Its product is annotated as putative RNA splicing factor (Pad-1). The record is from RefSeq and is a predicted model, not a curated record. The coding region runs from base 1 to 1689 and encodes 562 amino acids. Gene Ontology annotation, molecular function: RNA binding. The transcript is spliced from 4 exons. Gene Ontology annotation, cellular component: nucleus. Gene Ontology annotation, biological process: mRNA processing. NCBI's taxonomy places the organism in Eukaryota, Fungi, Ascomycota, Eurotiomycetes, Eurotiales, Aspergillaceae.
AUGUCGGGACUCGACGUAGAGGCUCUCCUCGAGUCUACUGCCGCUCCUGCCGAAACUCCUGCUACCAAAUCAGAAGAACGCGAUGAUCGCUCUCCCGCGGACCCCUCCGAACGCCGGGAUCGUGAUCGUUCCCGGGAAAGACGCCGACGCCGUGACCGUAGCCGCGACCGCCGCCGAGAUGUUGAUGGCGACGAGGAAAUGAAGAGCCCGCGCAGCGAACAUGGCAGUGCUAACGGAAGCCAUAGAAGCCGGAAGAGAAGCCGGAGUCGGGAGAGUGAACGGCGACGCUCGCGUCGUGAUCGUGAUGACCACCGCUCCAGUGGUGACUUCUAUCGUGGCCCAGGACGUGCCCGCUCGCGCUCACCCUACGAUGAUCGCCACUACCGUCCCUCCCGACGAGAGCGUGAAGAAGAGAGACGUCCCCGGCGUGAUCGCGAAGGUGGCCGUCGUCGCAGCCCUAGCCGUCGUAGUCCCAGCAAAUCCCCCGAGCUAAACGAGGAUGAGCGGGAUAAGCGGACUAUCUUUGUCCAGCAACUGGCCGCACGACUGAGGACCAAAGAGCUAAUGGCCUUUUUCGAACAAGCCGGCCCUGUGAAAGAAGCUCAGAUUGUCAAGGAUCGGGUGAGCGGACGAUCCAAAGGUGUCGGUUAUGUCGAGUUCAAAAGCGAAGAGUCCGUGCCGGCUGCCAUUCAACUUACCGGCCAGAAGCUUCUAGGCAUUCCCAUCAUUGCGCAGCUCACCGAAGCCGAGAAGAACCGCCAAGCUCGUAACCCCGAGGCUAGCUCGGGUCCAUCACACUCCGCGCCGUUUCACCGGCUCUAUGUGGGUAAUGUUCAUUUCAGCAUUACUGAGAAUGAUCUCCAGAAUGUCUUCGAACCGUUUGGCGAACUCGAGUUUGUCCAAUUGCAGAAGGAUGAGACUGGCCGAAGCAAAGGUUACGCAUUUGUGCAGUUCCGGGAUCCCAACCAAGCUCGGGAGGCCUUGGAGAAGAUGAAUGGAUUCGAUCUCGCUGGUCGGGCUAUCCGAGUGGGCCUUGGCAACGAUAAGUUCACCCCCGAUUCGAACGCGAAUCGUCAACAGGGCCCAUCUGCAAACCAACCGAAUUUCCAGGGCUCCUCAUUUUCCGGCCAUGGAGGCCGUGGUGUUCAGGCUGGCGGCACUAGCAACUUCGACCGUGCCGGCGGAGGCCGUGAAAACGACAAGGGCACCGGUGCCAGUGCUCUCGAUGACACAGACGUUGCGGGUGUGAACUUCAACAAUUACAGUAGGGACGCGUUGAUGAGGAAGCUUGCACGAACAGAUGAACCCGAGCCUUCAGCCGACGAACAACAGAAGAUACUUCGACCCAAGACCGAGACCAAGCCUCUGCCUGUCAAUGUGAACAUGGCCAGUCGCUGUGUCAUGCUUCGCAACAUGUUCGACUCCAACGAAGAAACCGGCGAAGCUUGGAUUAAGGAGCUCGAGGAUGACGUCCGGCAAGAGUGCGAGGAUAAAUAUGGCCAUGUUGUUCACAUCUCGCUAGAUCCGAAUUCUCAAGGCGACAUCUACCUGAAGUUCGACCGCGUCCAAGGUGGCGAGAAUGCCAUCAAGGGCUUGAAUGGACGUUUCUUUGGCGGCAAGCGGAUCACCGCUCAACCCGUGGUGGACGCAGUCUACAGCAGUCUGUUCACUCGCACCAAGGCUAUUUGA